CAAAAAUUCAUUUCUCAGUCCACUACUUACAGGGAGCAAAGAUUGACAAGCAAGAGUAUGAAUGGGCCCAUUUUUUGGGGAUUACAAGGUCUAACCCAAAGACCUAUUACGUUUCCACGGCCUUUAUGGUGGCGUCGUUACAGCUGCUGCAAGCCAGCCAUCACGCUUAAAGAGCUCCCUAUUUGCCAGUCCUGUCAGCCCGCAUCCCCAUGCCUCCACACCAUGACCACGUGUCGAUCAGGAACUCAAGCAGAAGGAAUAAUGGAAUCUCUACGUUGGGCUUCUCUUGCCGGAAAUGACGAUUGCUAUUUGAGAAAUUGGGAGAUCAAAGCACAUAGUAGCAUAGCAAGACGGCAAAAAUUGUGUUCCUCUCUUUUCACAUUCAUCUAUACCACCAUCACAAUCUGUCACUCUUUCGAAGGUACUAAUGAUUAUGAUUAUACGAUGGAGUAGAAGAUUAUGAUGAGUUGUUGACUAAAUUUGACAAGAAGAAGAAGUGACAGUGUAUAAUGAACCAUACUUGUAAAUUGCCAAUGAAUUGGGAUUAAAGAUUCUUUUUUAUUGUGUGGAAAAUUGCAAAUCUAAUCCCCACAGGUGGCUUCCCUAUAAUUAAUUGUUAUUGUAAUUAAUUCUUUAUUUUGCCUGAAUCAUAUUCCUAUAAACAUUAAUCGAAUAAAGAUUGAUUUGAAGUUUAACUUACUUGGCAUGAAAUUGAUUUGAAGAUGUAGUAUGUAAUUUGCUUGGGUUGUAAAUAAGAUUUUAGCUGACUAAAUA
Molecule: messenger RNA, 774 nt
Organism: Arachis duranensis
Lineage: Eukaryota; Viridiplantae; Streptophyta; Magnoliopsida; Fabales; Fabaceae
Exons: 4
Coding region: 58-453 (131 amino acids)
Source: RefSeq, a predicted model, not a curated record